This is a messenger RNA of Mizuhopecten yessoensis (Yesso scallop), 1834 nucleotides long. RefSeq lists its product as uncharacterized. The transcript has 5 exons. The coding region runs from base 454 to 1515 and encodes 353 amino acids. The record is from RefSeq and is a predicted model, not a curated record. NCBI's taxonomy places the organism in Eukaryota, Metazoa, Mollusca, Bivalvia, Pectinida, Pectinidae.
UGUUUUCGUCAGAACGUACCCUUCAGCUAAACGCCGAAGUAAAUCAUGGAUGGACGUUUGUCUUUGUGGCCAUUUGUCGGAAGGUGUUGGGUCAUUUAUUGAAGGACACUGUGCGUUUAAUUGUUUCAAUAGAGAAAGGUAUUGUUAAGCUACGUCACCUAUUGACAAGCGUCUGUGAUAUGAAUUAUAAACGAAGAGAUACACACCCUGAACUGAGCAAAACUGUGUAACUGUGAUUUAUAAGGAAGAGAAAAACUAAAACGGAAAACGUUCCUUUUUUGUGUUCCGGUGGGAAAUAGUACUGUGUUUAUUGGAAAAAGCUAAGGAACCAGUAAAGGAAGCCGACAGAGGGAAUUUAACAAAGGGCCGCCCGACUUAAGGCACAUUUAAAUAGGACCAUUAGAACACGACGCUCAGAAAUCAUUUCAGUCGCUAUCAUUUUCGUUCAGGACGAUGUCUGAGAAAACAGUUGACGCAUCUCGUCCAUUCUUCCACAGAAAAGAGGGAGAGGUAGGUGUCUACGUGAAGAUAUACGACGCUAAAGCUGAGAAUGCCCACGCUAUCGGAUCGGAACAAUAUUACCGCAUGGAUUUAAUGGAUAAACUGUUUGACAUAUACCAGACUGCUGACGUCAUCAAGAUGAAGGCGGCCCUAGACCGGAAAAAGAUGUUUCAGGGAGCGUACCUCGAACGAUUUGAAAAGGGAAUCAUACUUGCCGUGGGCUUUGAUGAUAUAGAUGCUUUGGAGAAUGUUUGGAAACUUCACAAGGAUGAAAAACUACAGAGGGCGCUGCAGGAUGUGUUGAUGACGCCAUCUAUACUCAAAUCUUUAGGAGCAACCAACAUCACACUGUGGAUUAAAAUGAUGGAAGACGAGUACACAAAUUGUAAAAACGAACUUCUCUGUAGGAAGAUGGGAAAAGUCAAUGUAACUUCUCUCCCAUCUGACGUCGAAGUCUUGAAACGUCUGAAGAAGUACCAGGAAAAGCUAAGUAAGCACGCACAGGACAUAAGUGAUACUGAGAGCAGCGUCGAACACAGACUCGGGGAGUUUCUCCUUACCAUGAAACAAAUACUCCCGACGGAUGUGACGUCAAUUAAGACAUUAAAGGAGUUUGAAACUUACCACAAAGUUGCUAAAGGGGCUAACAAGAAAACUGCUUCGUUGGAUGCUUUUGCAAAUACCCUCAAGCAACUGAGGGCAACAUUUACCGAGAUCGAGGCUAGUGUUUGUAACCCGCUACUACAGAUACACAAAUCAUGCGAAAACGAAAAGCAACGGGAACUGAAAAAAAAGAUAAGUAUAACUUGCAUUGAAGCGCAGGCGCUGCUCAAACCGGAAGUGGAUCUUACACAAGUGACGCACAAAGAUUGGCAGAAGAAAGUGCUACAACGCGAGCAAGAACUAUAUCGCGGACUAAUAUGUGUCAUUCCGCUGGCAUGCAGCGCCGUGAUGGAAUGUAGCUUUAACUUUGACGAGUAUCUACUAGAUUUCCCUAGCCAGGUUUAUAAAUAAUCACUCCAUUUAUAGCGUACGCUGUCAUGGAUAUAUGUGUUGUAGAUAAUUUGUAUGCUGAUAUGCUAUUCAACAAAUAGGACUGUGAUAAAGUAUGUAGAAUAAUUGCAUGCAAUAGAAACAACACAUUUUAAAUCCAAGUGUUUCAUUCUUGAUAUCUCGUAUUUUCUAUGCAUCCUUUGAACAUUAUCAUGAUGAAAUAGAAGACUCACAUUUUCCUAUCUAAUUGGUUACAAGCAACAAAACAUGACCAAUGGAAAUGUCGAAAACCAAAUGUGCUUUGAAAGUUAUCAAAUAACUAAUUUGAGAGAAAACAAAA